This is a messenger RNA of Merops nubicus (carmine bee-eater), 1620 nucleotides long. Its product is annotated as phosphatidylinositol 4-phosphate 5-kinase type-1 beta. The annotation marks the transcript as partial. Gene Ontology annotation, biological process: phosphatidylinositol metabolic process. The record is from RefSeq and is a predicted model, not a curated record. The transcript is spliced from 12 exons. Lineage: Eukaryota; Metazoa; Chordata; Aves; Coraciiformes; Meropidae. Gene Ontology annotation, molecular function: phosphatidylinositol kinase activity.
AUGUCGUCUGUUACUGAAAAUGGAGAUGUUACUGCUGGAAAGCCAAAUGAAGAGAAAACAUAUAAAAAGACUGCAUCCUCAGCUAUUAAAGGUGCUAUCCAGCUGGGAAUAGGAUACACAGUAGGAAACCUUACAUCAAAACCAGACAGAGAUGUUCUUAUGCAAGACUUCUAUGUAGUGGAAAGUGUCUUCCUACCAAGUGAAGGGAGCAAUCUCACCCCUGCUCAUCAUUACCCUGACUUCAGAUUUAAGACGUAUGCACCUCUUGCCUUCCGCUAUUUCAGAGAACUUUUUGGUAUCAAGCCUGAUGAUUACUUGUACUCAAUCUGCAGUGAGCCUUUAAUUGAAUUAUCCAACCCGGGUGCCAGUGGGUCCUUAUUUUUUGUAACUAGUGAUGACGAGUUCAUCAUCAAAACAGUUCAACACAAAGAGGCUGAGUUUCUUCAGAAGCUCUUGCCAGGUUAUUAUAUGAAUCUUAACCAGAAUCCAAGGACUCUUCUACCCAAAUUUUAUGGGCUGUACUGUGUUCAGUCAGGAGGCAUUAAUAUUAGAAUUGUUGUGAUGAACAAUGUUUUGCCACGAGCCUUGAAAAUGCAUUUCACGUAUGACUUGAAAGGCUCCACGUACAAACGGAGAGCAUCAAGAAAAGAGAGAGAGAAGCCCAACCCCACAUUCAAAGACUUGGAUUUCUUGCAAGAUAUGCACGAAGGGUUAUAUUUUGACUCGGAAACACACAGUGCACUAAUGAAAACACUACAGCGGGAUUGUCGAGUUCUAGAGAGUUUUAAGAUUAUGGAUUACAGUCUGCUACUGGGGAUCCACAUACUGAACAGUAACAUGAAGGAAAAAGAAGGAGAGAAUUCUCAGAGUGCAUCAGAUGCAAAACGUAUGGGAGGGCAGAAGGUUCUGUAUUCCACAGCCAUGGAGUCCAUUCAGGGCCCUGGGAAGUCAGGGGACUCGGUCUCCACAGAGACAGCAAACACAAUGGGAGGUAUUCCAGCUAAAAGCCAUAAAGGAGAAAAGCUGCUUCUAUUCAUGGGUAUUAUCGAUAUUCUCCAGUCAUAUAGGCUAAUGAAGAAGCUGGAACAUUCUUGGAAAGCUCUUGUUUAUGAUGGGGACACUGUUUCAGUUCACCGACCAAGUUUUUAUGCAGACAGAUUUUUAAAGUUUAUGAGUACAAGAGUUUUCAAGAAAGUUCAAGCUUUGAAGUCUUCACCUUCAAAGAAAAGGUGCAAUUCCAUCACAGCCCUAAAGGCAGCAUCACAAGAAAUAGUGUGUGCCGUCAGCCAGGAGUGGAAGGAUGAAAAGCAUGGCAUUCUUGCCGAAGGACAAAGCUACGCCAGCCUUGAUGAAGAAGUACUAGGUUCACGCCACCGGCCAGAUCUAGUGCCAAGCACUACAUCUCUGUUUGAAGCAGCUUCCUUGGCAACCACAAUUUCUUCUUCUUCCUUGAAUGCAGAUGAGCCUUAUCAACGUGAUCAACCUAUGCUCUAUUCUAGCAGGAAAGGGUUGCCUUCGAGUUCAACCUUUACUUUAGAAGACAGUGCCAUCUAUUUGACUUCAGAACAGAGCACACUGGAAAUGGAAAAUGAUAAUGCUUCUGUUUUGGAUGUCUACUUA